CUCGGAGGGCGGGCGCGGGCGGAAUGGGGACUGCAGCUGCGGCAGCGGCGGCGGCCGGGGAGGGGGCGCGUAGCCCGAGCCCCGCCGCCGUGUCGCUCGGCCUGGGCGUGGCCGUGGUGUCGAGCCUGGUGAACGGGUCCACGUUCGUGCUGCAGAAGAAGGGCAUCGUGCGUGCCAAGCGGCGAGGUACUUCCUAUUUAACAGACAUUGUGUGGUGGGCUGGCACAAUCGCAAUGGCUGUUGGCCAGAUUGGAAACUUCCUGGCUUACACGGCGGUCCCCACGGUCCUGGUAACUCCCCUGGGCGCCCUUGGAGUGCCGUUCGGAAAGGAGACGGGAUUAAGAAUAACCAAAGCGGCCGGGCGCAGUGCCGUCUGUGUUCCAGUGUUUGUGGGCUACCUGUGCAUCGUGCUGCUCAUGCUGCUGCUGCUCAUCUUCUGGAUCGCACCGGCCCACGGGCCCACCAACAUCAUGGUCUACAUCAGCAUCUGCUCCUUGCUGGGCAGUUUCACCGUGCCUUCCACCAAGGGCAUCGGGCUGGCGGCCCAAGACAUCUUGCAUAACAACCCGUCCAGCCAGAGAGCCCUCUGCCUGUGCCUGGUGCUCCUGGCCGUGCUCGGCUGCAGUAUCAUCGUCCAGUUCAGGUACAUCAACAAGGCGCUGGAGUGCUUCGACUCCUCGGUAUUCGGGGCCAUCUACUACGUCGUGUUUACCACGCUGGUCCUGCUGGCCUCGGCCAUCCUCUUCCGGGAGUGGAGCAACGUGGGCCUGGUGGACUUCUUGGGGAUGGCCUGUGGAUUCACGACCGUCUCCGUGGGGAUUGUCCUUAUACAGGUGUUCAAAGAGUUCAAUUUCAACCUUGGGGAGAUGAACAAAUCUAAUAUGAAAACAGACUAGAUGGCAACAGGGGCUUGGAUGCUUCGAGGAACAGGCAUUGGAGGUGGUUUCUGGCCCUGAUUGGAUGUGAAGUAGAAGAGGUCCUCGAUCAUGGUGUUAGAGUUGACUGGAUAGUAACAGGUGGUCUGGUGGACAGCGGGGAGCAUGGCUCAGCACCAGAGCAGAGGCCCAGCCAGCCCUCUGCAGCCCAAAGGUGCCCAGCGGUUGCCUGGCACCAUCUCUCUCUGAUGAGACGAAUCUCAUUUUCAUUUCCAUUAACCUGGAAGCUUUCAUGAAUAUUCUCUUCUUUUAAAACAUUUUAACAUUAUUUAAACAGAAAAAGAUGGGCUCUUUCUGGUUAGUUGUUACAGGAUAGCAGAGACAUUUUUACUUAGACUGCUUUGGAAAUGAGAGAUUGUUGUCUUGAACUCUGGCACUGUACGGUGAAUGUGUCUGUAGUUGUAUUGGUUUGCAUUAAGCAUGUAUAACAUUCAAGUAUGUCAUCUAAAUAAGAGGCAUAUACAUUGAAUUGUUUUUAAUCCUCUGACCAGUUGACUCUUCUACCCCCACCCCCACCCAAGACAUUUUAAUAGUAAAUAGAGAGAGAGAAGAGUUAAUGAACAUGAUGGAGUGUUCCACUGGCAGGAUGACUUUUCAAUAGCUCAAAUCAAUUUCAGUGCCUUUAUCACUUGAAUUAUUAACUUAAUUUAACUCUUACUGUGUAUAUGUUCUUAGAUUAGAAUACUGUAACUUCCUUGAGUAUGCUUUAAUAUUUCAAUAUUCAAGUUAUAAAUGUAUAAGGCAGUUAGAAAUAAUACAGUCACGUGUCACUUAAUGACAGGGCAACAUUCUGAGAAAUGCAUUGUAAGGUGACUUUAUUGUGUGAACAUCAUGGAGUGCACUUACACAAACCUAGAUGGGCCACCUAUUACCCACCCAGGCCAAUGGCACAGCCUGUUGCUCCUGGCCUACACACCUGUACAGCAUGUGACUGCACUGAAUACUGCAGGCAAUUGUAACACAGUGGUGAGUAUUUGUGUUUCCAAACAUACGAAGGGUACAGUAAAACUGUGGUAUUAUAAUCCUAUGGGACCACCGACAUGUAAGUGGUGUGUCUUUGACAGAAACAUGGCUACGUGGUGCAUGACUGUAUAUUCAUUGGAAGAUAGUCAAGACUAAAGACGCAUUAGAGCAAAUGGACCCACUUAACAUGUGAUUAUUGUCCAAUUAAAGACAGUUGAUUUAAGCAGCAUGAGUUAUUAUUUGUAUUCAAUCUAUGUACCUGGGAUCCAGUAUCAAAUAGAUCCACAUUCUUUAUCAGCAAGCAUUUAUGGCCAUUCAGAAGAAAUAAAUUAGGUAACUUGAUAAUAAGGCUAAGUGGGAGAAAACCUGUUCAACAGCUCAUAAAUCAAGUACCCUGUCACACAGGAACAGGUUAAAGGACACAAUUGAGGUUAGGCUAGUUUCUACAGACUGCAACACACAGUUUUCAAAAGAAUUUCUAACAAGCCAAUGGAUGUAGCCGUCUCCUUGUUGUUUGCAAUGGCAGAGCGUCCUGGAGUUCCUUAUCUAACCUUUCAUUUUAUGUCUUAAUUGCAAAAGAGCCAUUAAUUAUGCCAGUAUUUGAAUCAAAGAGGUCAUUCUCUGUAAUGUUCCCAUCCAUGUGUUCCAAAUGGGAGCAAAGCAUGAAGUGAUGCAAAUAUUUCACCACGGUAUCAUGUACUUCAUGGCCAGUGUUUUAUCUCAGUAGGGGACUAUGCCAAGUUGAAAGAUGGGGUUGGGUCAAGUGGAUUAGGUGAAAUAGAACAUAACAUUUAAUAAUACCCAAUUAAAGUUCCUCAGUAAGGAAAAAAUGUGUUUUUGUAGGCAAAAAGAACAUUUCUGAAGUCUCAAGGAAUAGCUUCCUAAAGUGUUGAGUGAAGAGGCUAAAUAAAAUGAGACUAGUUUAACAUACAGAGAAAAAUCCUUUAUGAAUUAAACAUGUGCUUGAUGACCAUGGGUUGUCAGUGAUUUGUGAACUAAGAGCAGCAACAAAAUUAUUUUUAAAAAUUGUAAAUCCUCUCUUAAUGGGUGGUUAGCAAAUGCUCGAAGUCCAUUAGCAGGUUUUGUUUUUUAUCAUCAGUACUUUUAGGAACUUUCUGAAAAUGUAAUGUAGCAGUAUCAAUAUACUUUUAGGCUUAAAAAAUAGUUUCCUGGGUAAGGAGUGUGAGAUAUUCAAAGAAUACAUGUGGCUAACAAGUUCACAUGUCACAUGAAAAUUAUCACAUUUGUGUUGCUACAGCUUUCGUGUGAAAUUUAGUUUAAAUGCAGCUGUUGGUGUACCUUAGUAUAAUUUUAAUCCACAGUUACACCAUUGAUACUGAGAGGUGAUACCCGAUGAUCUGCUCUAUAACUUUCUUAGAGUGAAACAAAAUCUCAAAGUAUUAAUAGCUCUUUUCCCCUUGAAGGUGACUGAUCCUGGGACAGUUAGAAUCUUUAGAAUGUUCAGCAGAUACUUCAGUAGGAUACACAGCUUUUCUUCCAGUGAAACAAAGUUCAUAUCAUCCAUUGUUUUUCAAGCACGUGACACUAGCCUCAAAGUAAAUGACAUGACCAGUGGUUGAGCAGUGUAAUUUUCAAAUUUAAUAUAGAGCAUAUAACUUCUGAUUUAAUGGUAUUUAUUUAAAAAAUUUAUGUUUUCAUCAUUCAUUUGGAAAUGAAAAAAAAAAAAAGCCCCAAAGUGAGAACUUUGGGGGAGGGCCUAGAACAUGGAUUGGUCUCUUAGUGGUCUUUCCAAAAGCAAAUGUACUUGAAAUAUUUUCAUUAUUAUACUAUUCUUUGGAAAAAAAAAAAAAAGAUGCUUACUGUAUACUUGUUUUCAGGCGUCCUCUAAAAUCAAAGGUUUUGAUCACAAUAUGCAGAUUUCCUCUUGAUAGAUACUUAAAUAGACCAUUUCUCUCCUCUUGUUGGCAAUGCCUUGUUUUCUCCUCUGAAUAUUUGCAUUUGAAGAGAUUGCUUCCUGUUCUGCUCAUUGAUCAAAGGUAGGGCCAUUUAAGGAUUCUAACCCUAACCCAGCACCACGGAGCCCCGAGCAUCUUCCCGGCUGGCAGGAGGAUGCCAUCUCUGUGGAGAAGGGGCUGGGGCGGGCAGUCCUUCCCCUGCCACGUGGAGCAAGGCCCUGCCCAUGCUGGGGACUCUGGGAAGGAACCCAGUGUUCUGGGUUGCUCAGCCCUCAUUGCAGUGUUUCCUAUUAGAAUGUUAGUGGAAUCUACUUUGCAGCUCUUUGUUCAGCAAUAAGGAAAACUCUUUCAAUUCCUGCUCUUCAAGCCAAUUUGCUCCACCCAGUUGUCCUUCCAGAAGUUCAUCCCAGCAGGAAUAUGUUGGUGUUUGCUCUUCUUUAGGCUUCACAUCUGUUUUCUGAUAGAAGUGAGCACCGUUCACUUGUGCAGUCGUCUUGCGUUCCUUCUUCCUAGACGACUCAGCUCUUUGUAAAUGUUGUGCUCAACUUCCAGGGGCCAGUUCUAGACUUUGGAGAUGCAGUGUCUCCCAGGUGUGCACAGACACCUGGGCCGUGGAAACAGGUGUGAUGGGCACAGGCUGCUGCCCUCUGUCUGCUCGGGAGAUUUUCCUCUUUUUCAGCUGCUCCGCUAACCCAGAACGGGGAGAGAGUGUUCCCGUGGUUCCCAGAGCCCCUCCCGUCGCACCGCUCUGAGGCCUGCUGGAUCCUGACUUAGGCUUCCUGCCACCAAGCAGGAAACUGGAAAGAGAACAUUUCAGUGUCAGGUCUGUUCCCAACGGCAUGGAUUAGCUUCCAUGCUCUGCACUUGUCCUUUUCAUGGUGUCGGACACCAAGGAGGUUGUUCGCCCAUCAGGCAGGAUUGGAUGGAGUCUUGGUGUUUUGCCUACUCAGGGACCAAAAACGUGUCAUUGACUCCUUAACAGUGACCUUCCUCCCAAGGACAUAUCCAUGUUCAUUUUUCAUCAGUUUUACUCAUAUUCGUAGGUAGAUUCUGUUAAUGUGAGUUGGGAAGAAAAGACCAAUUUGCACACCAGUCACACACAAGACAGUUUUUCAUAUAAAAUACCUCAAUUUUUUGUAUUCCUCAUUUCCACCUCAUAGUUGUACUGGUGAUGAAUUUUAAGGGUCUGUCCUUUAGCUUAUAGGUGAUGUUUCACAUCUGGCCAGAUUCUUAUACCUCCAUUGUAUACUUGAAAAGGUUCAGAAUUACAGGAACAGCAAUGAGAAUUUGGCCCACUAUCGCUACUCAUUUGUUUUCAUACACAUUCCUCACAUGCAAGAAAAUAAUUAUAUUUUAAGAAAAUGUAACUUUGUUACAUUAAAAUAUGUUGUCUAGUAAAAAGUUGAUAUUCAGUAGAACAAGGAUCAUGUAAAUAAACAUCUAUUUCACAUGUACCCAAAGCGUUUAAAAAGCAGAGUCUAGGGCCCAGAGCAUGAGCCAGGGAGGAGGAUGUUUUUCUUCUUUUCUGUAUUUUUCCCUAAAUUGUGCAAACAUAGGUGAGUCUCUUAACCUUUCUGUGCCUCAGUUUUUCUACCUCUAAAGGGGUGGGAUGGUUCUCCAAAUUGUUUCUAAAACACCGGCACUUUCAGCAGCGUUCUGGUGGCCUGAGCUGAGAGCACUGUGUUCAGAAGUGCCCGGGAGUGGCACAGUGGAAUCCGCUUUCACGGACCAUGGAGUCCGCUCAGGACCGUGCUGUAGAACACACAGCCUCACGUGCUGAGAAAGCAAAGGAAGCGCUGAGUGUAAAGUUUGCAUGAUUCCAUGAAGCUUUAGUUUUCCUUUUUUUGUUUUAAAAGAAAGGGUUUUAUAUGUUCUAUUGUAAAAUAUGGAAAUUAAACAGGGACUUAAGAAAGCCGCACAGAAAGAUCACCUUCUGAUGGUGUGAUGGGCUCCUGACAUUUGGCCGCGGUCUGUAUUCUGAAAAAGAUGUAAUGGCGUGUGAAACACAUGGAUUCUGUUACACUGGAUUUGGAAUAAAUGAUGCUGAACUUCCUGCUUCCAAGCAGCUCAGCCCUCAUGCUGAACUGACACCAGGCGAAUGUCAGGGCUCCCAAACCACUAGUGCCAAAGGGUCAUGUUGAAAAGUUCAGAAUAUUUAUUUGUCAGAAUAUAAUAAUUGCGCCCCACCUUAGUAUUUUUGCACUUUACAAAAAUUUAGGUACUGUUUUUCAGUGGCUUGAGUGUUUUGCCUUUUCAAAGGAUAACUGAUUUUCUUGAAAAAUGGAAUAUAAUCAUGAAAGAGAGGAAGAUGAUUUAAAAAAAGUCAAAUGUUGAUUGGUUGUGUAAAAGUUUUGUCAUAUAAAUGUAUUGGGAAGCUUCCAAUUAGCAUACAUAGACACAUGUGUCCAUGGCUAAGACCUGCUUAUAUUUUGCUUUAUAGAUGUAGUCAUAGCAUGUUGUUAAUUGCCUCAUGUAAAUAAAAAGGCUAUUAAGUUUUCCAGUAAUAUUUAUUAAUCUGUAUGUGUUUUAAAAUAAAAUAACUUAUUUCUAGCUGAA
Molecule: messenger RNA, 6370 nt
Organism: Piliocolobus tephrosceles (Ugandan red Colobus)
Lineage: Eukaryota; Metazoa; Chordata; Mammalia; Primates; Cercopithecidae
Gene: NIPA1
Product: NIPA magnesium transporter 1
Exons: 5
Coding region: 24-896 (290 amino acids)
Biological process (GO): magnesium ion transport
Cellular component (GO): membrane
Molecular function (GO): magnesium ion transmembrane transporter activity
Source: RefSeq, a predicted model, not a curated record